CUAAUUCAUCGUAGCUUAGAGAAACUAGAGAAGAGAAAAAGAAAAGACGAGGGUGUAAGCUUGUUUUUGGUAAUUUUAAUUUUGUUGUGAAAGAGAGAAGCAAAAUGGAAAAUAUGCAGGCGGUGAAUAGCUUCGUGGCAGCUUAUCUGAAGAAGAAAGGUUUCAAAGAAGCAGAGCAAUUGUUGGAGGAUCUUCAAAACAAGGAGUCCGCUCCCAUCGAUUUCCACAACGACCCUGAACUCGCUAAGUUCAUUCACCACUUCUCCCAAUCAGAGGAUGAUGUGGCGCGCUACCAGUAUGGGUAUAGCAAACUGAGGUCAUGGACUUAUGGUUCACUGGAUUUAUACAAGCAUGAGUUGCUUCGUGUACUUUAUCCAGUCUUUAUACAUUCGUUCAUGGAUCUGGUAGCAAAAGGACAUCUGCAAGAGGCUAGAACAUUUUUUAAUGCCUUUCGUGAAGACCAUGAACUGAUGCACUCACGUGAUCUUCAAAAGUUGGAAGGGGUUCUUUCUCAGUCUCAUUUGGAGGAGAUGGAAUUCGCUCGUUCUCUUAGGCAGAGUAAAGUUAACAUCAAGAUAUGUCAGUAUUCCUAUGACCUUCUGCUGCAAUAUUUGCACAAAACACAAUCUACUGCAAUGCUUGGGGUCAUCAACGAACAUAUCAACUUCCAAGUUUCUUCUGGGCAGCCCACUUCCAUUUCUGAUGAUGCAGAGGUUGUAACACUUAUUGGGAGCUGCCAGGAUGCAGCUAAUCAGAUAAAUCAGAAAGAAAUACAUUGGGGCUUGCUUGAAGACUCCUUAGAAGAACGCUUGGAGAAAGCAGGUGGUUUGCUUUCAGAUUCUGAAAAGACUGAAGGGGAGAACAAAGAGGGUGAUGUUGAUGAGACUAAGAAAAGAUCAGUUGAAGGUGGAAAGCAAGGUGCCUCAACAAAAAAGUUGAAAAAGGACAAAGCUAUUAAUGCAACAGCAAAAAGUGCUCGUCCUGAGGCUAACACAACCUCCACUGCACCACGAGUCAAACCAGAGCUCACUUUGCCCAUAAUGCCAACAGAGGUAGAACAGUCUAUUCUUGAGGACUUAAGAAACCGCGUACACUUGAGUAGUGUUGCAUUGCCAUCUGUCAGCUUUUAUACUUUCCUCAACACACAUAAUGGUUUGAACUGUUCAUCAAUAUCCCAUGAUGGAUCUUUGGUUGCUGGGGGGUUCUCAGACUCAUCACUGAAGGUUUGGGAUAUGGCAAAGCUGGGCCAACAAGCUGGCAGUUCUACCUUGCAGGGUGAAAUUGAUUCUGCUUCAAGUGAGCAUGUUGUGGGGCCAAAUGGUGGGAAAAGAUCCUAUACAUUGUUUAAGGGUCACUCAGGACCGGUUUAUUCAGCCACCUUUAGUCCUCUUGGUGAUUUUAUUCUUUCCUCUGCAGCAGAUACAACAAUUCGCUUAUGGAGCACAAAACUGAAUGCAAAUCUUGUUUGCUACAAGGGUCAUAAUUAUCCUGUAUGGGAUGUUCAGUUUAGUCCGGUAGGACACUAUUUUGCCAGCGCUUCACAUGAUCGAACAGCAAGGAUUUGGUCGAUGGAUAGAAUACAACCUUUGAGAAUAAUGGCAGGGCACUUGUCUGAUGUUGAUUGUGUGCAAUGGCAUGCCAACUGCAACUAUGUUGCCACUGGCUCUAGUGACAAGACAGUUAGAUUGUGGGAUGUACAAAGUGGAGAAUGUGUUCGGAUUUUCAUUGGUCAUAGGAGUAUGAUUUUGUCAUUAGCAAUGUCACCUGAUGGUCGAUAUAUGGCAUCUGGUGAUGAAGAUGGCACAAUCAUGAUGUGGGAUCUUUCAAGUGGACGCUGCAUUACACCUUUGAUGGGUCACACCUCAUGUGUGUGGACACUUACUUUCAGUUGUGAAGGUUCACUUCUGGCAUCCGGAUCUGCUGAUUGCACUGUAAAAUUGUGGGAUGUAACAACAAGCACAAAGGUCCCAAGGAAUGAAGAAAAGAGUGGGAAUCCAAACAGACUGAGAUCGUUGAAAACUCUGCCAACCAAGUCUACUCCAGUAUAUAGUUUGCAGUUUUCCAGAAGGAAUCUGCUAUUUGGAGCUGGUGUGCUCUCCAAGAAUAUGUAAAUCGCAUUCGCACCCAUGGCCAAUGUUUCAGCGCUAGGGAGGAGGUCAACCAACAGAAUUUAACUAGCAAGCCUAUAGUCUUGCAUCUGUUUUAAGUUUUGGUGAACUAACUUAUAUCCUUAUUUAAUCUAAUUGUUUUCUCCUUUUUUUUUUUUAAUAUUUUUGGGAAAAGAAAAAUCAAAUGUGCCCUUUAACCCCCAAAAAAGGGGGGAAAAAAAAUCCCCUAACAACUUGAUAUGGUGUAAUAUUGUCUUGUGCUUGACUUUGAACGAAUAUGAUGUGAGGCCUGACAUGUAGCUAUCAAAUUCGAGAUGUUAACUAAUGUCUUUUGAAUAUAAAUUGUAAUUACACUAAAGUUCAAAAUAUAUUUAUCAAACAGAUAUUUCAGGAAAUUGCGGCUUUAACAUGUUUAGCUAAUUUGCUCAAACAUUCAAAAUAAUUGAAAAAGAAAAGUCAAUUCUACCGUUUCGUUACAAAUUGCGGUUUGAAUUCGAAAAUUUUCCUUGAUUUCUCACUGUUUCAUUGUGCCCAGGCCACUUUCUCUUGCAACUAAAAUCUGAAAGGUAUGUGAUUGAUAGCUGAUGCUUCCCUCGAAAAAGCAUAAUAAAACCAUAAGGCGGGGAGAUUAUGAGGAUUGCAUGGUUGGAAGGGGAAGCCAAAGUAACAAGGAACAAAUUUGUAGAUUGGAAACAAGGAUGUUCAAUCUGGCAGGAAAUUUACAUAUCCCGUACAAGUAGGACUUGCCUACAAUAUAGGGAACAUUGUGAUUUUUCCCCCAAAAUCACCCUAAGAAGUCUCUGUAACCCUAGAUGUAGUUAGAUUACGUGAUAGAAUGGCGUACAACCGACAGAUACACAGUCAGUACGCAACACACAGCUAACAUCGCGGUUUUCACCACUUUAAAUCAAUGUCUUCUGUUAUGUCACAAAACCAAAGGGUUAAGAUCAUGAUUCAUUUUCGCAGGCAAACAAACUACAUGAAUGUCUAAAUUCAGUUGCCUGCAGAUUAAUCCAGAGCGCAAAUUGCUAGUUAUCCAAUGCAAUCCUAUAUAGAGUUAUCCUUCCCUCUAUAUAUAUGAUAUUUAUCUCUUUACAAUUGAGUAGAUGUAUAGUUUCAAAAGGGAUCCCAAAGAUUAGUUUUCUUUCUCAUCAUCAUCUGUCAUCUCAAACUGAUUUCUAUUUCAUAAAAAAAAAUUGGGUUAUAGAGUAGAAUGUCUAAUGCUGAGAAUUAACUGCUAUCCCUAACAAAUCAUGUAUUAACUCAGGGUAGACUAGAAUAAUACAGUAACCAACAGAUGCCUUUCACCGUAAAUAUAUACGAUAUUAGAAGCAAUGAAGAUAAGAUCGAGAUGGCAAUAGUCUUGUCGUCUUUUGUGUUGUGCAAGAGUCCCACUAGCUAGUCGUACAAUUAUAUGUUAUAUAUGCUUUCCCCUAUCCCCCACAUUCUUUUUUGCAUAUAUUCAUGGGCAACAACCUUUUUCCACCACUCGAACUAAUGUUGGUCGUCACCGAUGAAAGGAAACAACAUCCAGAUUCAGCCGUUUUAGGUUUAUCAACUUCAACUCUUUAAACAAUACUGUAUUAGCCACAAGCAUGACUGCAUGCCAUGAGGUUUCAGACAACCUGCAACAUCAGCAUUUGUCUCAAAUUCAAUCAAACUGUACAAGGUGUUCUUGGCUAUAUAUAAUAACAAAUCACCCCUUAGAGUGAAAUGAUGUCAGACUGAACUUGAAAUAUUGCAGUAGAAAUAGUAGUAGUUUAAUUGAGCUUAUUUCUCCGACUAAAGUUUUAAUUGGUAUAUAAUAUCUCUUUCUUCCCUAAAGGAAAAGAUCUGAUAUGUAAAGAUUAAAGAAAAAGUCAGUGGCGAGUACAUUCUUUAAGAGAAGAGACCAUCAUUUCUCCAUAUAAUGUUGGACAGAAUUAAAAUUUUCACUAAUGCAUCGAAACAAAACAUCCACUUACGAGUGAUCCUAACAUAACUGAUUUAAUUGAUAAUUCUAAUACCUUGUUGCCGGAAAAUAAAACAAGCAAAUUUGGAACUCUUGCCUUGUGAAUUGGAGAUAGUUAACCGCAAAUACAGUUAUAGCAAUAGCAUUUUGAAGCGAUAGAAGCCAAUCAUCGGCAUUUUGAUAUAAUCUCAAGAGAGCUAAAACUGAUGAUUUAAUAUAACUGUCUAAUAAACCUUCUAAAGUCUUGUGCCUUUAUUAGAAGCACUGUCAAUCUUCUCUCUAUAAUUCCUGCAACGACAGAAAUGAAAAAAAAAAAUCUAUGAAGACAGUCAAAUUGUGAACCACUGCAAGUAAAACAAAUAACAACAGUUGCACACAUUUUCAUUUCCACAAACUUAUGGAAGCCUUAAUUUCAUUGACAGUUAGUUAAGUGGAUACCAGGGAAAAACCCAAAAAAAAUUGCAGUUUUCACAUCUCAAGAGUUUAGCUGCCACUACAUUCUUGAGAACCGUACAUGCUCAGGUAACACGAAGCACAUGCAAUUGUCUAGACAUUUUCAAGACAUUGGUUAUAAAUACCACAACUUAUGCCUGAUGCCUCCAAAUCCCAGCCAUGACAAGUGGUCUAGAGUGAGAAAAUAUAUAGUGGGCAACCCCUAUAUGAGAAUAUGUAAAAGCUAAUGUCCUUGAUAUCACUAUUCAACCAAUGGAUUUGGAUAAUCAGACAGACAAAAAUUGUUUUGAAACAAAAGGCACCCAACAGGUGUAGUCUCUAUUAUUUUGUUUCAUGAAAGCAAAGAUUUCUAAGCAGGUCUUGUCCCUGAAAUUCAAGCAAUUACAUAUGGUUAAUGUUUGUAUAGAAAGAGUGGGUAAUUAUAAUUCUUGUUCUUAAUGAAUUUCACAUUCAUAAUAAUGCUAUUCAAAUUUUUUCCAAUAAAAUGAUUUUCUAAAAAUACAUGCAUUAACUAUAUAAUUAAGAAAUUAGAUGCUUAACAUAUCUCUAUAUAUGCAGCCUUCCAGGAGGAUCCCUUUCCUCUUCUCUUUUUCUCUUAAACCUUCCUAAACUGUUCAUAAAAUAAAUUUCCAGAUGAAAUAAUUUCUUAGAAAACCUAAAUUUAGAGGCCAGUCAUUAUAUAAAUGCAGUUUGCCAUAAAAAACAUGAACUAUUUCACAUAUUAAAAGUACUGCAGAAGAGUAAAGUUGAAUUCGUUUAAUAAAAAAGUCAGUAAGGAACGUACAAAAGGAGAAGGAAAAAGAAAUUAACAGUUUCCAAAUUCAUACAUACGAUCAAUAUCCCAAAUUGUAGACAAAUUCAAAUUGAUCAUAUCUGCUAAAAGAUUUUGAAUGUACACCAAUGUUAUAUUACAACCAUUUUUAAUGUACUCCACCAAAAUUAAGAAGAAAGCGGUACAAAUAUUUUAAUUAAAGUGUAGCACUUCAUUGGUAAGAAUUCGGGCCAUACAACAUGCACACGUCACUUCCAUGGCUAAUAAUUGAUUUGGUCACAUCUUCAUAAAUCAGUUUUCAACACUCAUUAUAAGUUUUUGAAGUUAAGACCCCAAGAUAAUAGAUCAUCCAUCCCAGCCAAAACUUUUGGUUUUCUUGGUUAAGAUUAAGAAAUUCAUAACCCUUCAACCUAAAAGUAAAAGGCUUCUAAUCUCCAGACCAAAACUUGAUUUACCUUAUUUCACAAUAGUUCUCCUCUGUGCUUUCCUAUAUUAAUUUGGAUAUACAAUUGGUUCAAAACAUUUAAAAGAAAUUACUGCCUUCAAGGUUUUCAACAUCGUCCCAAUUAGCACUAUAAAGCUUUGAUAGCGAGCACCUUUCAUAAAUUAUACAAACGCUAUACAAAGGUCAUGGCUUUCUAAAGCCUGCCGAUGUUAGUCUCUUUGAAAUCGAUCAGACUUAGCCUGACAAAGUUCGGUUCACUCCCAGAUAUUUGAUUUCAUCACAGGAGAUUAACUUAUAUGAUUUAACAGAUAGGGAUCAGCGAAUUAUUGAUUAAAAGCAAUAGAAAUGGAAUAUACUUAUAAUUAAGGACAAAUUAAUUAAGUUACCUUUUAAGUCACAAGAUUGUUCUGAAACUAGAAACACAGCUCCUCAUACACACUUCCAUCUUCGACGCACCCGGGAGCAGCAACAUUCUGCAGCAAACAAAUUGGUAAUAGAUUAUUGUGAUUAAUCUCCAACGGAGUUAUAAAGUUUAAACAAACUCUAGAAGAUGUUAGAGUUAGCAAUUUAAGAGUUGAAAGUUCCAAGAGAGAAUCUAUCACAAGUGCAACUUCUGUAUUAUUCAUAAAAACAAUCACAAUUGCAAUGUCUGUAUCAUACCCCAGAAACCUGCAUCCAUAUCAUAAGUGCAAUGUCUGAAUUAUUCAGACUGAUCAGUUUUUAUUAACUUUUCCUUCCUUUAAUGCGAGAGCUCUCUUGGAAACACUAAAAGGGAAGCAGCCUAUUUUAAUGCUGUCUGAGGUACAAAGCAAAAGUAUAGCACCUAUCAUUGAUAUUCCAAAUAGAUAAACUAAUGCACACCAAUCGGAAUUGUUUCAGUACAUCAAAAAGAUGUGCAUUCACGCUGCCAUGUUGCCCCGAGAUAGAUAAUUCCGAACAAGGAGGACGACAAAAGUUGCAUGAUUUUUAAGAAUUAAAAGCUGGUCUAGCUGAAUAUAUAUGCAGAUAGGCUGACUGAGGAUCCCACAAUUUGACCAUCAAUUCAAAGUCCAUCAACUCAUUUGUGGUUUUUAGAAUUGGAUGAGAAAUAAAAAUAACUUUCGGUGCACCAAGCAUAAAAGCUGUAAAAGCAAAAAGCACUCAAAUUAUAUAUAAAGCAGCUCAUCUACCUGUUUGUUAUAAUAGGAAAAUGAGCAAAUUAUGAUAUCCUCGUUCAUUUAGUAAUUAACAGUACUCUCUAUCUACUUGGAAGCAUAAACUAUAAGACUUAAUAACAUAGACCAAGAAUUUAUUCACUCAAAAUCUCAGAUGAACAAACAUAAAUGUGCUAAAACUUGAAAAUAUAUAUUAAAAAAAAAAAAAAACCCUCCCAAGCAUUUUGCACUAUUAUACCUAGGAAAUCUAGUCCAGCAAGAACUUAAAAUUUGACCAAGAUAAAUUACAUUGUCCUCCCUAUCCCUAAAAAUUUAUGACUGCAUACAAAUAUCAGCAUUUCAAUCUUUUCUUACUUGUUUUGAAGUACUCUUAACCUGACUUGGGGAUUUCACCAUUUGGUGCUGAUAACCCAUAACACCAAAUUAUACUUUUUUCGAACAACUAAAUGCAAACCCAAUUCAUAUAGUUGGUAAAAGAUUCGAGGCUUCAGCUACCAUCAACAACCCUUUGCUUGAGAAAAAAAGGUUGAAUGAAAUGGAAGAUUAAUAAUCAGACAGAACGAAAAGGGAAAUGGAAUAGGGUGAGUAGAUCAAAAUGGAUUACUAAAGAUAUUAAUUAUCAUACUAGCUAAGGAGGUGAAUUGCAUGGAGCAAGGUUUUGCCAAUGGAAUGUAAACUCUGCAAAAAAGUAACCACAUAUGGUUAAAUUGAUACAUGUAAUCAUGUAAACAGACAAUGCAGUCCAUUUAAUUCAAGCACAAUAUACUUUACAUUCAAUAUUAAUUAAAAAACUUCGAAUCAGAAUUGAGAUUAAUUAAACCUAUCAUUGCAAUUUGAAAGUUAUAAUUAUGAUAAAACCAAUGUAUAAUAUGUAUAUCUAAUGAAA
Messenger RNA from Durio zibethinus, 7769 nucleotides. RefSeq names its product TBP-associated factor 5 (gene TAF5). NCBI's taxonomy places the organism in Eukaryota, Viridiplantae, Streptophyta, Magnoliopsida, Malvales, Malvaceae. Gene Ontology annotation, cellular component: transcription factor TFIID complex. The record is from RefSeq and is a predicted model, not a curated record. Gene Ontology annotation, biological process: transcription initiation at RNA polymerase II promoter. Gene Ontology annotation, molecular function: protein binding; RNA polymerase II general transcription initiation factor activity.